Engraulis encrasicolus (European anchovy) is the source of this 2626-nucleotide messenger RNA. Its product is annotated as regulator of G-protein signaling 2-like. NCBI's taxonomy places the organism in Eukaryota, Metazoa, Chordata, Actinopteri, Clupeiformes, Engraulidae. The coding region runs from base 42 to 626 and encodes 194 amino acids. The record is from RefSeq and is a predicted model, not a curated record. The transcript has 5 exons.
UCAGAACAGCUGAUUACAGCCUCAGCAGCAGUAGUAAAGAGAUGAGAGAGCCCACGCUGUGCCUCAGAGACAUCACAGCCAUCAUGAGCACCAAGACACAUACAGCUAACACACACAUGGACAAGAAAGUCAAAAAAAGCAAGAGCUGGAGGAGUCAGCUCAGCUAUUUACUGAAGAACUCGCAACGGAAAAGACCAACCGCGCCAACAGUGGAGGAACUGGACCAGUGGGCGGAGUCGAUGGACAAACUACUGGGCAGCAGAUAUGGCCGGAUAGCGUUUCACGUCUUCAUGAAGUCGGAGUACUGUGAGGAGAACCUGGAGUUCUGGAUCGCCUGUGAGGAGCUCCGGCAGAUCAAGUCGUCAAAUAAACUCCGCUCCAAGGCCAGGGCCAUCUACGAGGAGUUUGUUAAAUGUGAAUCGCCAAAAGAGGUGAACCUGGACUACCUCACCCGGGACGCCAUCGAGCAGACUCUGUCUCUGGCCAGCCCGUCCCCAUCCUGUUUCACCGGCGCCCAGACCAAAGUCUACAGCCUGAUGGAGAACAACUGCUACCCGCGCUUCCUCCUCUCCUCCCUCUACUGUGACCUCCGCACCUCCGCCACGCAGCGGGACAGACGCGCGUAGCCAGGCACUGAUCUCUGGUGAAUUGCCUGCCACUGAUCUCCCAUCCUGCGGAGAAAGAGAGAGACGCACGUAGCCUAGUACUGGUCACACACGUAGCCUGGUAUUGGUCUGGACUGGAACAGAAAAACGUCUCCGGCAUUUUCAGCCGGGAUUGGUUCACCAGGCAUUGAGAGAGACCAUGAAGCCUGUGACAACAGUUUAGCCAUUUAAUAUGUGCUAUUUUGACUGCUACGCCCAGAAUUGUUUAUUUUUAUCUGUUUCGGCAUCAGAGGCCUUCUGUAGCAGCAUGAGGACUGAUACAUUUGAUGGUAGGGUCUAAAUCAUCCACAGUCCCCCGGGCAAACGCCCUGUAUGCCUUAUGGCCAAUCCAGCCAUGGCGUGGCUCUGAUGUCCCAUCCUGAGGGGAAGGAGACACGCACAGACUAGUCUCCCAUCCUGCAGAGAAGGAGACACGCGCAGAUUACUAUCCCAACCUGACAAGUGGCAGUUGUCCUCUGCUUCCACUGCUGUUAAAAAGAUUUUUUAGAAUUUUUAUUUAUUUUAAUUUAUCUCCAGUGUACCAUUAAUGCAACUCCACUUACACAUCUUUUUUGUUUGUUUUUUUGACAAAUCGCACCAUGUAUACCUAAUGUAUGUCGCAUGAUGCUUGUCUGCCAUCCACUUAAGUGCUGUGGCAGUGUUUCUAUCUACAAGGUGCGAAUCAUAAGAGGUGGUGAAAAGUGACUGGUUUUGAUCCGCCACUAAAUAAAUUGUCAUUCAUAAAUUAAUAAAAAUUCAAUUAUAAUUACUUAAAUCUCCAAAGGGGAUAAGGAUUUCAUGUCGAUGACUGCAACACAAGUUGCACCCUGUAUACCUGAACAGAAGUGGAGACGCAUAGUGUGCACUUACUGUACGCUAAAUGCAGUCUAUGGCUUACAGUAGGCCUACGGUCUACAACACCAUGUUUUCCAUGUUGGGAGUGUUUGAUGAGAGGCCCUGUUAGACUUGUAUGAAACAGCGGCUAUUGACUGUGGCAUGUCAGGGAAGGAACGCUAUAGUUCUAGAAUCCAGUCUAGAAUUCUGUCUCCUCUUUGCCGACUUGUAGUACUAAAACACUGUGACCAACUGUCCUUAAUUUAUGUAAAUAAGCCUGUGAAAUGCAUCUAUGUAUUUUUGUAACAUAUGAACAUAAUUUAUUUGUAUGAAAAGGUGAAGGACUGUGAACCCAUCUUGAUGUACUGUAGUCAACUUGUGCAACAUUUCAGUCUGACGAACUUGAACGUAAUAUCCUUUGGCUUGUCACGACGAGAAAGAUAUAUGUCAUUUCCAUUACGCCAUCGCUCCGUUGGGCCAUUGCACUCGUGUUUACCCAAAGUACUCUAGGAUCGAGAUAAACGUCCCGCGUUACACUCCCCAGGCCUGCGGGGUCAUGGAGAAGAGACAUCUACAAUACAUCUGCACUGCCAGACCUGCAGUAAGAACUGCAGAGCAGAAAACUCCUUGUAUGGUGCCCCAAAGGGGACUAAGUUUCCAAUCCUCCCUCCCCUCUCCCCCCCUAAUCUUUUUCCAGGCAGCUGGACUGCUGUAGUGGUGUACAGAGUGGCAUUUGUAAUUUCACUGUAUUUAUGGUCUUCUAUGCUGUUUGUUUUUUACCUUCAAUAAAAUAUCACCAUACUGUAAACAGACGUGUUUGCUUUGAGGGUGUGGUCAUUGGAAGCACAUAGGCCUACAGGCCGGUAAAAAUAUGCAUGCUGGAGGUCAUCCAUGUUUCCACAGAUCACUUCCUGUGUGAAUGAUAACGCAUUAGAGCAGAUGAAGUCACCCAUGGCAUGCGUGGGGUUAAUGGAACAGCUGAGGGGACCAAUCAACUGAUGGCAGAAGGCAGGUGUAUUGUACAGGAGCUAAAACUAUCAGGGGAGCAAAAGCCAGGUGUGUUGUGGAGCUCAGAUGGCUGGUGUGUUGUAGUUAAAAAUGGUGGGCUUGAACUAUCUGGUGAUUGGUGAUUGAAAUAUAUAUCAGAA